Messenger RNA from Engraulis encrasicolus (European anchovy), 3773 nucleotides. It is a transcript of the gene lig1, whose product is annotated as ligase I, DNA, ATP-dependent. Gene Ontology annotation, molecular function: DNA ligase (ATP) activity; ATP binding; DNA binding. Bases 116 to 3367 code for a protein of 1083 amino acids. Lineage: Eukaryota; Metazoa; Chordata; Actinopteri; Clupeiformes; Engraulidae. The record is from RefSeq and is a predicted model, not a curated record. Gene Ontology annotation, biological process: DNA repair; lagging strand elongation; DNA recombination. Gene Ontology annotation, cellular component: nucleus; mitochondrion. The transcript is spliced from 27 exons.
GUGCAGCGCGGGUAAUGUGUCAAAGAACACAAGACUGCGUUAUCACAACAAGCCUAAUUUUGGACUAAAACUAAUCAAACCUGCUAUCAAAACCCAACAAAAGAAGUCAUAAGCCAUGCAGCGAAGCAUUGCAGCCUUCUUUUCGCCUGUCAAGGGCAAGGAGAAGAGUGAUGGACAGACAAAGGUCAAAUCGGAGCCCCUGAAGCAACAGAACGGCAACCAGGAGGCGGACUCUCCAGUCAAGCGACCAAUCAGCAAGCGCAGCCGCGCCAUCGCCGACAGCGAUGAGGAGGACGGGCCAAUCGGGAAGGAGCAGACGGCCACUCAAAUGAACGGACGGGCCGAUCGACCAGUGGGCAAAGAACAGCCAGCCAAGGAGGAGUCCACUCCCUCCACCCCUCUCUCGCCCAAGACCCCUGUUUCCCCGGCAGCAGUUGCCACCAAGACCCCUGUUUCCCCGGCAGCAGUUGCCACCAAGACCCCUGUUUCCCCGGCAGCGGUUGCCACAAAGACGCCCCUUUCCCCGGCAACGGUUGCCAUGAAGACCCCCAUUUCCCCGGCAACUGUUUCCGUGAAGACCCCCGUCACCCCAGCAACGCCUGCCACACCAGCAACCGUAUCUACGGCAACCCCUGACACCCCCACCUCCGCCUCCCCCUCGGGCAUCCCCAAACGCAGGACGGCACGGAAGCAGUUCCCCAAGCGCAAGCUGCACAGUCCGGGUGAUGGAGAGAUGGAGAAGGACGGAGGGAUAGAGAGACAACCGGAAGGAGAGCAGGACAGGAAGAGAGCCCGCACGGAGGAUACGUCAGAUGAGAAGAUGGAAUCGCAGACCGCCGAGGAGAGCGAAAAGGUGAACGACAAGAAGAAGGGCGGGGAGGAGGAGUGCAGUGCGGUGGAAGAGAAGGAGAUGAAGAAAGAACAGAAGACUCCCUUGGCCGGAGAGGGGGAAGAGGGGGAAGAGAUGGAGGUUUCCACGGCGGAUGUGAAGAAGGAGGAGGAAGAGAAGACUGUGUCCACUGCAGAGGAGAAGAAAAAAGAUGGGGACGAGAAGAAGAACAAAAAAGUUGGGGAUGAGAAGAAGGAUGAAAAGAAACACGUCGAGAGGGAAGAGAAGGCAAAGAGGACGGAGAGUGUGACUGAAGUGAAGAAAGAGAAGGAGGGAGAGAAAGAAGGAAAGAAAGAGAAAGAGGGGGAUAGAGGAAAGAAGACGGAAGAGAAGAAGGAGGCAGUGGCGAAGAAAGCACCAAUCAGCAGCUUCUUCACUCCCAGGAAAGCAGCAGUGAAGCUGGUGAAGACUGAGGAGAGUGAAGGAGACAAGGAGGACGGGAAGAAACCUGCCACUCCAGAGACCAAGAAAACACAGAGCCCUGUGAGCGAGAAGGAGGCGGGGUCUGUUGACCAGAGCCAAUACGAUCCCUCGAAAUCCGGCUACCACCCGAUAGACCACGCCUGCUGGACACACGGACAGAAAGUUCCCUACCUGGCUGUGGCUCGCACCUUCGAGAAGAUCGAGGAGGACUCCGGCAGGCUGAGGAACAUCGAGACCUUGUCCAACUUCCUGCGCUCAGUCAUACUGCUCUCUCCAGAGGACCUCUUGUGCUGCCUGUACCUGUGCCUAAACCAGCUUGGCCCCGCCUACCAGGGCCUGGAGCUGGGUGUCGGGGAGACGGUCCUGAUGAGAGCGGUCGCCCAGGCAACAGGCCGACAGCUGGAGAAGAUCAAGGCGGAGGCUGCGGAGCGCGGAGACCUGGGAUUGGUGGCCGAGAGCAGCCGUAGCAACCAGAGGAUGAUGUGUGCACCCGCCAAGCUCAGCGUCAGGGUAGUCUUCAACAAGCUGAAGGAGAUCGCCAACAUGAGCGGAAACUCUGCCAUGAAUAAGAAGAUUGACAUCAUCAAGAGCAUGUUUGUGGCCUGCAGACAAUCAGAGGCCAGAUUCAUCAUCAGGUCAUUGGCUGGGAAGCUGAGGAUCGGAUUGGCUGAGCAGAGCGUCAUCGCUGCCCUCACACAAGCUGUGUGUCUCAGCCCCCCGGGACAAGAAUUCCCUCCUGCCGUGGUGGAUGCUGGGAAGAAGAUGAGCACAGAGAGCAAGAAAGCCUGGCUGGACGAGAAGAACCUCAUCCUCAAACAGACUUACUGUGAGAUGCCUAACUAUGACGUCAUUAUUCCCGUGCUAAUGAAGGAGGGCAUAGAUGAGCUGCCCAAUCACUGCAGACUCACCCCAGGCGUGCCCCUGAAGCCCAUGUUGGCCCAUCCCACUAAAGGCGUUGGAGAAGUCAUGAAGAGAUUCGACGAAGCAGCAUUCACCUGCGAAUACAAAUACGACGGCGAGAGAGCACAGAUUCACAUCCUUGAGAACGGUGAAGUUAAAAUCUUCAGCCGGAACCAGGAGGACAACACAACCAAAUACCCCGAUAUCAUAGCACGCAUCCCCAAGGUUAAGAAGGGCUCGGUGGUGUCGUGUGUGUUGGACUCUGAGGCCGUGGCGUGGGAUCGGGAGAAGAAACAGAUCCAGCCCUUCCAGGUGCUCACCACACGCAAGAGGAAGGAUGUGGAUGCAGCAGACAUUAAAGUCCAAGUGUGUGUUUAUGCCUUUGAUCUGCUCUACCUGAAUGGCAAGUCCCUGGUUCGAGAGCCUCUUCGUGUGCGGCGUGAGCUGCUGAGAGAGAGCUUUGAGGAGCAGGAGGGAGAGUUCGUCUUCGCCAAAGCCCUCGAUGCCUCCGACACAGAAGCCAUCGGAGACUUCCUGGAACAGUCCGUCCGAGACUCCUGUGAGGGCCUGAUGGUUAAGACGUUGGAGAGGGACGCCACCUACGAGAUCGCCAAACGCUCACACAACUGGCUCAAGUUGAAGAAGGACUAUCUGGAGGGUGUGGGCGACACUGUGGACCUGUGUGUGGUGGGAGCGUACCUGGGGAAAGGCAAGAGAGCCGGCACGUACGGAGGCUUCCUGCUGGCCUGCUAUGACGAGGAGAACGAGGAGUUCCAAUCUGUAUGCAAGAUUGGAACCGGCUUCAAAGACGAGGACCUGGAGCAGCAUUACAAUUUCCUCAAGGAGCACAUCAUACCCAAGGCCCGCCCCUACUACCGCGUGGACCAAUCAGCAGAGCCGGAGGUGUGGCUGGAUGCCGUGCAGGUGUGGGAGGUCAAGUGCGCUGACCUAUCGCUGUCCCCGGUCUACAAAGCAGCAAUGGGAUUGGUUGAUGCAGAGAAGGGUGUGUCGCUACGUUUCCCACGAUUCCUGAGGAUCAGAGACGAUAAGAAGCCAGAGGAUGCCACCACAGCCUCACAGGUGGCGGAUCUGUAUAAGCGUCAGCAACAGAUCCAGAAUCAGGGCGACAAGGCUGAUCCCGAGGACUACUAUUAGGAUCUCCCCUCUCAUUGAUCGAUGGCAGACCGCACAGACACACCAUUGGCCGGCUGAGGGUUCCGCCUAGGCUGAUUGGUUAAUUGCUUGAUGAUGAUGACGUGACAGCCAGGCUGAAUGUUGACUGGUGAAAAGGAUUCCCUGCUACCCCACCUCUGCACAGGUUGUGUUUGUAAAGAAUCUUCAGAAUGACAUGGAAAUGUCUUGUUUUGUUGUUUUAUUAACAAAAAACUGAUGCACUCACACAUUAACACGCAUUCAUUGCAUUACACAUUGAUUCCCAUUGCAGCGUAACGAUUACGCCCACUCCCUUCCUCCCACAAUAAUGUGCUGUACAGAAUCUUUCUACUUUAAAAUUUGUCGAUAAAUAGAACUCAAAUAAAAUGUUUUGGGUUUUUCUUUUUCA